AUGAAAUGUACACCAUGUGCAGAUGGAUAUUUCAUGAGUUGGAUAGGAGAAUGUAAAUCAAUAGACGAAGUUAAAGGAUGUAAAGGAGAAAUAGAUAAAGAAUAUGGAUGUAGAGAAUGUUCAGAAAGAUAUUAUUUAAUAAAUAAAGAAUGUUCAAAAUGUAAAGAGAAUUGUACAACAUGUUCAAUAAAUAAUGAAUGUAAUAGUUGUGAAAAUGAAUAUGUAUUAACAAAUAAAGAAUGUAUUUACUAUUUAGAUAUUAAUAAAUGUAAAGAAGUAAAGAAUAAUAAAUGUUGGAAAUGUUCAUUUUGGUAUGGAACGAAUGAAGAAGGAAAUGAAUGUAAUAAAGAAGUAGUAUGGUGGAUGAUAAUGAUAAUCAUCAUUAUUAUAAUUAUUAUCAUUAUUAUAACAAUUGUAAUGAUAAUAAUGAUGGUUAAUUACAUAAUGAAGAGAAAAGAAAAGAAAGAACGAGAGAAAACAACAACAAUAUUCAAAAUAACACAAUCAAAUAUCAAAUUCAUAUCACUUGGAGAUGGAAUAUUAACAAAUAAGAAAGCAAUUGAACUUCAAGAAGGAGAAGAAAUUAAAGUGAAUGAAGAAAUACGAGAAUUGAUUUGUAUUGGAAAUGAUAAAAAAGAAAAGAUGAAGAUACAAAUAAGUAGUAAAGAAGAAAAUGAGAAAUAUUCAAUUAGAACAAACCCAAAUUUCAUUACAAUUGAAGGAGGAUACGCAUGUGAAUUUGAAUUAUUCAUUAUAAUCAAAUGUACAACUAAAAUCAAAGAUAAAAUAAUGAUAAUUAGUAAAACACUUAAUAAAGCACAAGAAGAAACAAUCAAAAGUAUUUCUAUUGAAGGAGAAACAGAAAUAUCAACACGACUUGAUCCAGAUGAAAUAAAAGAAGAAAAGAAAAUAGGAGAAGGACCAUUUGGAAUUGUUUAUGUUGGAGAAUUUAGAGGAAAUAAAGUAGCAAUUAAGAAAAUAAAACAAAUUGAGAAAAGUGAAGAUAAAAAGAAAGAAUUUGAGAAAGAAGUAGCAAUAUUAGAUAAAUUUCGAGAUGAAUAUAUCAUUCAUUGUUAUGGAGCAGUAUUUAUUCCUAGUAAAAUAUGUAUGGUAACGGAAUAUGUAGAAUAUGGAUCAAUACAAGAUAUAACGAAUAAAAGAAACAUCACAGAAAUAUCAAAGAAAAUAAGAAUCAAAUUUAUGAUAGAUGGAGCAAAAGGAAUUUCAUAUCUUCAUUCAAAUGGAAUAUUACAUCGAGAUAUUAAACCCGAUAAUUUCCUUGUUGUAUCACUUGAUGAUAACAUUGAAGUUAAUUGUAAAUUAACGGAUUUUGGAAGUGCAAGAAACAUCAAUAUGAUGAUGACAAAUAUGACAUUCACAAAAGGUGUAGGAACACCAAAAUACAUGGCACCAGAAGUAUUAAAUCAUCAACAUUACAAAAUGCAAUCAGAUAUAUAUUCAUUUUCAAUAAUAAUAUUACAAUUCAUUACAUAUUUCUUCUUUCAUUAUAAGUUAUGUUUUUAA
This is a messenger RNA of Entamoeba histolytica HM-1:IMSS, 1524 nucleotides long. RefSeq names its product protein kinase, putative. Bases 1 to 1524 code for a protein of 507 amino acids. The transcript has a single exon. NCBI's taxonomy places the organism in Eukaryota, Evosea, Mastigamoebida, Endamoebidae. Gene Ontology annotation, molecular function: ATP binding; protein kinase activity. The record is from RefSeq and is a predicted model, not a curated record. Gene Ontology annotation, biological process: protein phosphorylation.